AGUAAACAAAUGGCGCUCCGCACUCUAAACUGUAAAAUUAUUCAAAAUGUAAGCCGAAUACGCUUAUUUAAGAGUUCAAAAUGCCCGGACAGAAGAGAAAAUAUAAUGUUCGCUUUCCACCCGGACGCAUCAAGAAAAUAAUGCAGAAGGAUACAGAGGUUGGACGAAUCGCUACAGCUGUACCAGUCAUCAUAUCUAAAGCUUUAGAAAUGUUCCUCAGAUCCCUUCUCACCAUGACCUGUAAAAUAACCCAAUCCAGGAACAGCAGAGUGAUGUCCAUCAAUCACAUGAAACAGUGCAUUCAUUCAGAGAAGUUGUUUGACUUCCUGAAUGAUUUGGCAGAUCAGGCCUCCACUGCAUCAACAUCAGAGUGCAAAACUAAGGGCAAAUGGCAGUCACACAGGAAACGGUGGCAAAGUGUGUCUAUCAAAGCCAGGUCACCGGAGAGGGAGGAGCCGCCUCAGAAAGCCACCAAUGAUCUGGUCAUCAACAGCGAGUCAUCCAGUGAGUCUGAGCUGUUCAUCUGCUUGGAAACUCGUUCACCUUGACCGGGCAUUUGAAAAGUUUGACAAGAUCGAACAAUCUCUUGCUGAAAACUGCAGUAUUAUUUAUGAAGACCCAACAUCUUUCGGGAGGGUUAUUGUUAUUCUUAGCAUCUGAUAUAAAUAUUUCAUUUUUAAUUUGUGAAAUUGCUGUUGUGGUAUUAUAUUGACCAUGAAAUUAAUGAUAAAAUUUUUGUUU
Molecule: messenger RNA, 741 nt
Organism: Sinocyclocheilus anshuiensis
Lineage: Eukaryota; Metazoa; Chordata; Actinopteri; Cypriniformes; Cyprinidae
Product: dr1-associated corepressor-like
Exons: 7
Coding region: 81-548 (155 amino acids)
Biological process (GO): transcription by RNA polymerase II
Cellular component (GO): nucleus; negative cofactor 2 complex
Molecular function (GO): core promoter sequence-specific DNA binding; protein heterodimerization activity; RNA polymerase II general transcription initiation factor activity
Source: RefSeq, a predicted model, not a curated record